UUGAUGUUUGUUUUGAUAAUUCAGCAGGAAAAGGGUUUUCUUCCCUGAAGCAGCUAGUUGAUAAUCAGAUCGGUUUCGUCCUUCGUCUAGGGAUCAUGAUUGGGUCAGGUUCAUUGGUUAUCUCUCUCCAUAUUGGUUGUAUACUAGGGAGAAGGAAUCAGCUGUCAUCGAACUCAGCUUGGAAUUGGGUGUAUGCUGAUGUAAGAUGUCAACCUUACUACCUGGAGAACCAAGAUCAUUACUACUGUAGUCCGGAGGGAGUAGUUACGUGUCUAGAUGGUUGGGAUGGACAGGACUGUAACAGACCUAUCUGCCCGAACAGCUGUCAGAACGGGAUAUGUAUAUCCCCAGGAGUGUGCAGAUGUGAGAUGGGUUACCAGGGUUCCACGUGUCAGAAUUGUAUAAAGAUGCCGGGAUGCAAGUUUGGAGAUUGUAUUACAGCUUUCCAGUGUAAUUGUUUACCCGGAUGGAGUGGAUCUGACUGCAGUAUUCCAGAAUGUGCUCCGGGUUGUUCGAAGGACUACGGAUACUGUGAGUGGCCUGGAGACUGUUUCUGUAUACAAGGAGUUGGUUACCAGGGUCCAAACUGCACAGAUUGCAAACCAUUAUCAGGUUGUAAAUAUGGGACCUGUAAUAAACCUGGACAGUGUAUAUGUGAGGAGGGCUGGACUGGAACACUGUGUGAUAUUCCAGUCUGUAGAGAAGGUUGCCAUGAACUAAAUGGACAUUGCAGUGUUCCGAACGACUGUAUCUGCAACAAAGGGUUUGAAGGCGAGCUGUGUGAUAAGUGUAGUAGAUAUCCAGGCUGUGUUAAUGGAUACUGUAACUCACCCUGGCAAUGCAUCUGUAAUCCGGGUUUCAAGGGAUUUUUCUGCAAUGAGACCACUGUAUCCUUUAAAUCCAACUAUCCUAUCCAACCUCCACUACAGUACAGUCCUCCAUCUAGACCUGGAAAUUUCAGGGGAUAAAAGAAUCUCAACAUUUAUAAUCUCAGCUAGAUUUGUAUCAGCAACAGAUUAAGAUUUCUAAAAUUUAAAUUACAAUAAUUAUAAUUAAUGGAAACGGUUCAGCCAAUAUUUACCGAAUAUUAACCUUAAAAACUUCUAAAUUAUGUUUGAUGAUGUCUUUUCGUGUUUUUCAAUUAUUGAAUAAAGAAUUAGUAUUACUAUGUA
Molecule: messenger RNA, 1172 nt
Organism: Eurytemora carolleeae
Lineage: Eukaryota; Metazoa; Arthropoda; Copepoda; Calanoida; Temoridae
Product: protein jagged-1a
Exons: 10
Coding region: 96-968 (290 amino acids)
Biological process (GO): cell communication
Cellular component (GO): membrane
Source: RefSeq, a predicted model, not a curated record